UGCAGAUGGAGAAAUGCGGAAGUGGAUGAAAUGGCAUCUCUGCGGGACGUGAGAGUGGAGGAAACAUUACGAGUUAAAAUCGGUGAAGCCAAGAACCUGUCCACGUCGUCGGUGUCGGGGAGCGGUCGCACCACGGUCUGCACAAUACGGAUAGACUCGGAGGAGAUAUACAGGACAGCCCCCGUCGAGAAAACACCCAACCCAUUCUAUGGAGCAGAGUUUCAAGGAGAUAUUCCCAUCAAGUUUCGUUUCCUCUCUUUCUAUGUGUGUGACUCUGGUGCUAAAACAGAGAAGGUUCUUGGCAAGGUGACCCUGAAGAAAGAAGAGCUGUACAAGUUCUACAACAAGGACCACUGGUUCUCUCUCACACCUGCAGAUCUAGAUGUCGCCGUCAAGGGCAAGAUCAACAUUGAGAUCAGAUUCGAUGAAUACCUCAGUACAGAGCCCGAGUCCAGUCCCACUCACAGGAUGGCUGUCAGAGUGGUCGAGUGCAGUAACUUGACCAUCAUCAACGGCGCCUGCAACCCGUACGUAGUCGUCACUCUCAAUCCCAAGUCCCGUCACAAGGACAUCAGGAGGACGGCCGUCAAGAAGAAAACAAUCUGCCCACAUUUUGAUGAAACUUUCUUUUUUGAUCUGGAAAACAAGGGGCAGAACCACGACAGGAAACUGUACUGUUUUGAAGAUGCCUUCAGUGGAGAUCUGAGUAUAUCUGUGUGGCAUGAUGACUCCCUUGUGUCCCGAGAGGUCCUUGGCAACAUAUUUCGUGGAUCCUUCCUGGGAGAGGUGAAGAUUCCGCUCCACGGUCUGGACAACAACUUCCCCCACAGUGCCUGGUACAGUCUACAGGCCAGGGAGAGUUUACGCCAGACCCCUGCUAACCUCGGCUCACUCCGUCUCAACAUCUCCUACACUGCCGACUACGUGUUUCUGUCUCACUACUACAACGAUCUCCGAUCUCUUCUUCUCCACUCUAUAGACCUCCAGCCAAUCUCCUGCACGUCUGUAUACCUACUUGGUGAGGUGGUCGAACACCUCCAGGACGCAGCACAACCUCUAGUCAGACUGUUCCUGAAGCAUGGAAAAAUAGUCCCCCUAGUCUCCGCUCUUGCCAAAUGGGAAAUAGAAAAGACAACUGAUGCCAAUACAUUCUUCCGUGGGAACACGCUAGUGACCAAACUGGUCGAUGAGCUGAUGAAGCUGGUGGGCCUGCCAUACCUCCAUGACACCCUCAAGACCAUCAUUGACCAGAUAUUUGAGGAGAGGAAGCUGUGUGAGGUGGACCCAGCCAGGAUGAAGGAAGGGGCGUCACUGGAGGAAAACUUGGGUAACCUGAAGGGCUACGUGGUGUCCAUUGUCGAGGCCAUCACUGGGUCAGCGCUGGUGUGUCCCACUAUCAUGAGGGAGGUGUUCCACUCCGUGAAGGAGGCCGCAAUGACGCACUAUGAUGGAAGUCCGACCAUCAAGUACAGGGUGGUCAGCAGCUUUGUCUUCCUCCGAUUCUUCGCGCCUGCCAUUCUGGGACCCAAGCUGUUUGACCUACGGUCAGACACCGCGGACAUGCUGGUACAUCGAACCCUCACAUUGGUGUCCAAGGUCAUCCAAGGUCUAGUCAACCUCAUCAGCUCAAACUCAGUGCCUUUCAACCUGAAGGAGGAGUACAUGGUGCCCGUGUUCGACUGUCUGUCCGAGGACACACACAUGGAUGCUGUCAGGAUGUUCCUGGACAUCGUCUCCUCUAGGACCGGGGCCUAUUCAAGGAACAUAGAAGCUCCAAUAGCACUCAAGGAAGGGGUUAUGAUGAUUUUGAUUGACACCGAGAAGCCACUGUGUAGUAUUCCAAUAGAAGAUAUACUAGCUGUGGAACGACUUCAAGAGAAUUCCUUCAAAAUGAACUAUAUGUUCCAAGUGGUCCAGCCGUCCAGGGCUCUCUACAUCCAGGCCAACAACUGUGUGGAAGAGAAGGAGUGGCUGGAUAUCCUCACCAAGGUGUGCAACACCAACAAGAACCGGCUGAACGUGUACCACCCUGCUGCCUUCAUCAACGGACAUUGGCUGUGCUGUAAGGAGGCCGACCUGACUGCCCGGGGGUGCUGCCCAGUGUCCGGGGGACUGCCCGUCACAGACAUCCAGCUGGACAUCGACUCAGACAGGGAGGUGGAGAAGAUACACUCCCUCUUCCUUGGCCACAUGGACAAACUGGACUCUGUGCUAGAUAGCAUGCAGGAUGACGACCCGGAGCAGUGCGGCUGUCAGGAGGUGUACUCAGGGAAUGAUGAGCCGCGUCCGCGCCUGGUGAUCGAGGACACGAAGCAGUGCUACCAGACGGUCACCGAGAUCCAGAAAUGUGUCAUCAACCUGGAGCAGGAACACAAACAGCAUCGCAAGAUGCUGCAGAAACACGCAGUGCCUGGAUCCAUUGACAUGCCCAUUGGAGAUGAGAGUGCCAUUCUCUCGGGGACCAGGUUGUAGUCUUACAGAUUCAUCGGUGGAGGAUGAGUCACUGUUAGUACUGGACCAGAAGGGUACAAUACACGCCCACCAGGAGUCGUCACAACUGACCACAGUGGUCCAUUCUUUCUCCUGCUCCUGGUUGGCUGUUGAAUAACCCAUUGACAGGACGUCUCAUGUCUGACUUAACGACAUGAUGUGAACUCAUGUUGCAGGUUAAGGCAUGUGUGUUCUUGUGUCACAGUUGAGAGAAUGAUGAGCGAUUCAGUGUUAGAGUUAACCGCAAGAUGAUAUCUCGUGUAAUAGUUGAUGGUAUGAUGUGCGAUCUUGUGUCACAUUUGAAGGUAAGACGUGCCAUAUUUAGUCGCAGUUAACAUUGAGACUUGUGUCACAGUCGACAGCAUGACGUGGCCUUGUGUCACAGUUAAAGAUGACGUGUGAUCUCAAGUCACAGAUAAAAUAAGUGCAAUUAUCAUGUUCAAGUUUGGGCAGUGAAUUACUGAUGAUAUCCACACCCUUGGCGGGGUUCUAGUGACAGUUUGUGGUGUACAAUAUCAAGAAACACUUUGUGGCUUUUGCAAGUGUAAUAUUUUCUAUAUACCCAGGUGUGACUGACACGGUCCACGUGCUGAGUUGAAGUAGUGCUAUUUUCAUUAUUCAUAAUAAUCUUUUUUUCCAUUAUAUAGAGACAGUUGCUCAAAGAGUCAGUGCUUGUAGUUUACUUUGUUUUGUUUGAUGACACCUGCAGUUGAUGCAGAAUUAUGAGCAUCAUCUUGUUUUCUGCAUCUUUACCAGUACAAAACAUUUUGUCUGUAGUACUUGUUAUAUCUUCAGCAUUAUUGCCCCAGGAAACACAGAGUAUACUGACUCAGGGAAGUGGUCAGGUGAACUAUACUGUUUAUCACGCAUCUUAACAAAGGGAGGUAAUUGCAGCAUCCAAAGGGAGGUAAUUGCAGUAUGCAAAGGGAGGUAAUUGCAGUAUGCAAAGGGAGGUAAUUGGAGGAUGAUAUUUUUCCUAAUAAUCAGAUUUCUCUCUAAGGGAAUAUGAUUAACGCUUGUGAUGUUUUACACUCGUGUUGCUAGAUGCGUGAUAGGUUUAUGUUGACAAGUACACUUGAUUGAUGGUUCACAGGGUUUGACAAACGUCCAGCAAAAGAAUACAAUGGAUGAUGUCAGGGUAAUGAUAUCCUUAUCACUUACUAGUGAUGGUCAGUGUGUAUACACAGUUUAUUAUAUUUGUAGUUAUAUUCACAAGCAGGAACUAUUAACAUUGAUUUGAAUGUGCCAUAAUAAAUUGAAAAAUAUGUUUAGAUCACUGUCAUAAACGUUAUCAUGUCCUAGGUUUUAUAUUUCUAGCACUGUUUACUGAUGUGGAAGAAGACCUUUUAAAAACGUGAGAAAUUAAUAUGGAAUACACACUGUGUGCCUUUGUAGAAAUCGAUAACCUGUACUGUGAUGUACAGAGCCUGGCUAUAGUCAGUAUGACAGAUGUUUUCUGUGUCAAAUAUAUAUUUCUAAAGACCAAAACAGCAUAAUAAAGAAAUACAAAUAUGUUUGUACAGGGCUCAUGAUUAUCACAUUCAGAUAUUUUGCUAUAAAUCAUAUAUAUAUAUUUAUAUAUUUUUCCACCAUGAUCAUAUUGACUUAUUGAAUAUGUUUUUGCCACCCACUAUAACACAUAUGAUAAGGAUCGAUACAAAUAUUUGUCUUUAAACAUUUCCUGAUGUUGUUUGUAAUAUGCUGAGUUCUCUGUGAGAAAUGUAUUUUUCAAAGAAAGACAUAGUAUAUAUAUUUCUAUAUUUUGGGCAGUUUUAUGUCUGCCGAGUGCGGAGGCUGGAUGAUGUCAGUGAAUGAUAUCUACUUGAUAUCGACUUGACAUGAUCUACAACUAUAUAAGAGGAAGUUUCACGCCAAAAUGCCAAAUAUAUUUUGAAUAGUGUGACUAUUUUCAGGAACUGUUCCAGUUCUAAAAUUGUGUGUUUGUGUUAAUGUUUGUGAGCAUGAUCUGGGGAUCAGAGUGCUCAAUGAGAAUUACCAGGGUUGAAAUUAACACUACUCUAGUCCAAGACUGGGACAAUUUAGGAAUUACUACUGACAGUUUCUUUAAGACGACCGCUUUUACUGUAUGGUAGAUUGUAACUCAGGCAGAUAAUUUUUGGGGACAAAUAACAGUAAACAAUUGUUUCCAACCCUCCUGACAACAAUUAGUUAUACCUGUCUCCCUUGACAUCACCUUCAGAAGAUUAAUGAUAGAUUUCAUGGUUGGACCAGAUUGUGUGUCGCCUGUCAGACAGAUUUCAUGGUUGGACCAGAUUGUGUGUCGUCUGUCAGAAAGAUUUCAUGGUUGGACCUGAUUGUGUGUUGUCUGUCAGACAGAUUUCAUGGUUGGACCAGAUUGUGUGUUGUCUGUCAGACAGAUUUCAUGUUUGGACCAGAUUGUGUGUUGUCUGUCAGACAGAUUUCAUGUUUGGACCAGAUUGUGUGUCGUCUGUCAGACAGAUUUCAUGUUUGGACCAGAUUGUGUGUUGUCUGUCAGACAGAUUUCAUGGUUGGACCAGAUUGUGUGUCAUCUGUCAGACAGAUUUCAUGGUUGUCAGACAGAUUUCAUGUUUGGACCAGAUUGUGUGUCGUCUGUCAGACAGAUUUCAUGGUUUGACCAGAUUGUGUGUCGUCUGUCAGACAGAUUUCCUGGUUGGACCAGAUUGUGUGUUGUCUGUCAGACAGAUUUCAUGGUUGGACCAGAUUGUGUGUCGUCUGUCAGACAGAUUUCAUGGUUGGACCAGAUUGUGUGUCUGUCUGUCAGACAGAUUUCAUGGUUGGACCAGAUUGUGUGUUGUCUGUCAGACAGAUUUCAUGGUUGGACCAGAUUGUGUGUUGUCUGUCAGACAGAUUUCAUGGUUGGACCAGAUUGUGUGUUGUCUGUCAGACAGAUUUCAUGUUUGGACCAGAAUGUGUGUUGUCUGUCAGACAGACUUGUAACAUGUCAUGGCGCAUGAAUGAAUCUGUCCACACCACUUUGAGUCAGUUGAGAAGGUGGAUUUAAUGUUCCGAUUCCUGUAAGCAACUUGUCACCCAGAAAUAUGUCAACAUUGAUAGGAUGGCUGUUUUCACCCUGGACAUUUUCAGUCUCAGGAUGGUGUGGUUUUGCUCUAUAUACUGCUCAACAUUUGUAAGGAUUGGUGAGAAAAACUAAUUUAACUUGUUUAUAAGAGGAACUUUAUCAUCUGAAGAAAUGUGACUGCAAUGAGUUUCUGUGGUAGGUUGGUAUGAGAGAUCAGUUGUUUGAAGUGCCACACUUCAUGUGUAGAGUUGUGUCCAUGGCCAUACCAGAUUUGCUCUGAGAUUCUUAUUGGUAAAAUAUACAUGGGGUCAUCUCAUAUUAAUGACUUAUAUUAGACAUAUUUAAGUAAUACUUUUCUUUCAACUUUGUGAUUAGGAAAACGUUGAAGUAACCUUUCAUGAAGUGAGGAACUUUCAUCAUGGUCAGAGAGGCUUCAGAAGGAAAACUUUUCCUUUGUCAAAAAUGACAAAAUCCUUAUGUGUUCAGUUUGUGUUUUGAUCUAUCGACAAUCUUUUUGUUAUAUUGACAUUUCAUUCAUCAAUCAAUUAUUUCAUUCUGUGAGCAGAAGUUCAGCUCUUUUUUUUGGUUUUUGAAUAUGUUCAUAAUUCUCAAUUUGUCUGUGGGUUUUCUUGUCAUUUAUCCAGUAAAAAUGAAAGUUUUGUUCCGAGUCAAUGUGUUUCCAGUCAGAACAGUAUCUGCUAGUCAUAGAUGUUGUGUUCGAUAUUACCAAAGUAAACUGAUUGUUGAAUCUCAGAGUCUCUUGAACAAUGAAGCCACUGUAGCUGGUAGUUGAGUAGUCUAGUGUUUUAUCUGAUAUCCAAAUGGCAUAUUUUUUUGUGAUUUCACACAGCAUUACAAAAUACAAAACUAUGUCCCUUGAUAUUUCUGCGUGUGUCUCUGCAGGCCGCCCACGCUAAAGCAGUGCAGCCUAGCGCAUCAGUGUCGGCAAAGUAUGUGUAGUUCACUAGUAACAGUUUAACAUUGCACAGCAUGGAGACAUCGAUGUUUUGCAAUAACUCAAGAAGGAUUCUUACUACUCAGGCCACACAUGUUGUAACUUUGUGUAGAAAUUUGACAGAUUUUGAAAUGUGAAAAAAUAUGGCCAAAGAGCAGUGUUUCUGUUUUUCAUGGACAACAGAAACUCAUUUACUGUCACUAUCAAUACAAAUAAACUGUUAAAAUAUCGGCUUAAAAUAUAAAACAUGUUUAAAAUUUAUCUUAUAAAUGUAAAAUAUAUGAAUUUGAUUUUUUUUAUUUUCAUAUUUUUGAUUUUCUGGAGCCAAUGAAAAACAUGACUAACCAUAAUAAUAAUUCAGGCCAGGAUCCUGACGGACGUUUCGGUAACCUCUGCCUCAGACAUUAAUGUAUUAAUGCUUUCUACUCUUUCUAUGGAUGGUUCUGCUGUGAUGACUGACAAGGAUUCAAUGAACAUACAACAGAAAUAUUCAUUUUGAAACUGUUAUAUCUUCACAACGUAUUUUGGAACAUUGUUUCUGAACUUGCUGCCAGACUGUGUUGAAGAAAACCGAUGGUACACGCUAUUCUGACAUUGCUUCAGUCGUUGGCGGCCGUCAGAGGGACGCAGUUGUAUCAUAUAAUUAUGCUCAAUUCAUGUUAUAUUUGUUCACUGUAGAAAUGGUUGAGAUAAAAAUAUUUCAGGUUUCUUUUGCAACAAUUUUUUAAAAAGUUAUUUUGAUUCAUUUUAGAAGUAUCACUGCUUUUUUGAUAAUUCAAUGUUUUUAUCUUUAUUCUUCUUAAUACUGUUUCUCCUUAUGCCUUAUGUAAAUGUUGAAACUUACAAGCUAACUAAUGUCUCUGUGUCAGAAUGUUAUUUUUAUGUCAUAAAGCAAGAAACACCUUUAUGUGACCUCAUGUCUUUAAAGAUUUUUGUCAGUUACAAGGAUUACAAUGCUUUGCUGAAAUUUUGUUUUUGUUUAGUAGAUCCUACUGUUUUCCUUCUCAUAAAUAUGGUCCAGUCUUGACCAAACCGGUAGAAGAAUUGAGAUACAGAUUUCUUUAACAGAGAGGAACUACAUAGCAGUCCCAGUUUAUUAGAGAUACUAUAUUGUCUCACUGCUUGAACAUGUUUAACAGGGUAGGCCUAGACGUAUGUUGUGGUUAUUGUUGUGUUCUGUCUUAGGAAAACACUCUUUGGCUUGAGGAAAUGUUACAGAAAUUUAAUUUCUGUGCUGUUUUUCAUUUUCAACAUAUAAAGCGAGAUGUUGAUUAUAGUUCUUAAAAUACAUAUUGUAAAGAAUUAACUAAAUAAAACCUCGGCCAUUGUCCAGUAUCUCUAUCCUACCUCACGACAGUGACUGAUGAAAUAUACCCAACUAUUCACUUACACUAUUCAACAUUUAACAUGGUAACAGGGAAGUGUAACAUAAUCUUGACCAAUUUAUUGGAACCAAAAUGACCAAAAUGCUCAUGAAAAAAUGGGCACCAGCUGCUUUGCGCUAAGCAAUAUUCAGAAAAAUAUUGUAAAUUUGUUGUGACCAUGUUUUAUGGUCACCUUUUAAAUGUUUGCCCUUCUCCACAUUUAGCUCCUUUUCUGUCUGCUAGAUCACCAUUCAUUCAGUCAUAGCAAAGGACAUUGAUAAAUAAGAAAUAGAAAGUGUUUGGAAUUGUCUUACUGAGUGUCUCACUUGAUGAGCUUAACAUUUACAAUGUAUGGAUCAUUUUUUCACUAAGGGAGGAGAAUGUGUUUUCCUUAGUUAUCAACUUUUUACUUAGCCUGCCUACCUUAGCAUCCACCUGUGAUAGCCUCAUCUAAUGACUACAUAAAUAAAGUGGUAGAGUAUGGAUAAAAACAUAUUAAUAUAUUUGGCAAAAUAGCAAGUGGCUAAUUAAGGCUAUAUCUAUAUUUUGUUGACAACUGGUUAAGAAGGUAUUUGUACAAAGUUAGGAUAUUUUGGGUUAUUGAUUUUAUGUAUUUUUCUUUCACACCUUCCACCACUUACACUGUGUAAUCCUUGUUUCUUGUAUAUGUGUCACCAGUUCACAGAAAGUACCAGCCCUGCAUGUGUCACGUUUUGUUGAAGUGAUGAGUUACAAUUCCUCCAUAUCAUAAUAUUCCAAUUUCUUUUUAUAUGUUAGACUUCUUGAUAUUAGUGUAAAUCAAAUACAAAUAUACCUCGCUUUGAUUCAAUUGUAUUUUGAUAUUGUUUUGUUAUGUAUGUUGUAUUGAUGAUUUGUCAUUGUUUAGUUUAUAGAGCAAACAGCAUUGUUAUAUUUGCACAAUGAUCCCUCCGAAGGUAGACCAAGGUAAUUCACUUUUUUCAUAUUCUAAUAUCAUAUUUCAUAGCAUAAAUUUAGCUUUAUAUUUUUUCACACAUGAGUGUUAGACGCUGGUCAUCAGCAAUAGAGUCCUAUUGUUUAUUUUUAGUAAUCAAUAGUUGAUAAAUAGAUAUUAUGCCUCAUUAGAACAUAUCCUUUUGUGAAACUUUGUUCAAUUGUGCACAGACGUAAUAUCAACACAAUUUUCUUACUUAUCAUUUGAAUGAGAAGAGACAUCAAGUAUACCAUUAUCUGAAAUCACAAGGACAUAAAAUGAUAUGUUUUUUUCCAAUUUAUUGCUUCAGGUUAUGCAGUGAGUGUCAUCUCAAUUCUUUUUGAGUUUUUAAACAACAACUGUUUCAGGGAUUGUUUCAGUUCAGUUGAUGAAGCUUUGUGAAGCGAAAGGACAAGAAAUCAUUUAAUGUUGAAAUUCGAAUUACACUUGCCAGUGAUGAUUUGAAAUUUAUUCAUUCUGGUGUUCUUGCAAGUAAUAAUAAACAAUUGAUUAUAUUAAACAUUUCCACACUUAAGAAUUCAAAAAAAUGUGGAUCAUUACUACAUGUCUGUAGUUCCCCAUAGUGCUUGAGGGACCAAAGCUGAUUCUGGCAUUGAGAUGGAUGUUCAUAUAAUAUGAUGAAUUUUGGAAGCAGUGAACUGAAGGCCGCGUCAAUCGGUGUGUAAUAGAACUCACCAGUAAGUGACAUCGUGACUUAAUAGAGAAAGGAAUGGCUGACUCUAGUCCAUAUUACCAUGCAUAAUAUCUUGUUUCAACGUUAAUAAAAAGUGGUAUGUGUCAUGUCCUUUCCAUCCCACCGCGGAUGUCAGCUUGUUGAGUUGGCGAUAUCCAUCAUAAUUCCUGGUGGUUAGUUACGCUUCCAGACAGAAGACAUGCUUGUCAAGGGCUUCAUAAGUUUUCAUUCAGCCAUUCCGUUAUUUGAGCCCGUCUUUGUAAUCCUGAAAAUAAUGCAUGCCAACCUUUUGUUUAGUGGGCCAUACAUGUUACAUAUACUGAUAUCGUAUUGAUCUUAAAACAUAUACAUAAUGAAUCAUUGAAGCAUGAUUCCAAAUACAAGCAAAUUGCUGUAGAGAAUAGAAGGAGAUAAGAGAGUAUGUCAGCCCAAUUCCUAAGACAAGUAUAUCGUAUUAACGCCCAAUACUUGAUUCAGCCUAUGUUCAUGCUGACAGCCCAUUAGCAGCAGGUUACCCACUGGGUCCUGUCAGCCCAUUAGCAGCAGGUUACCCACUGAUUCCUGUCAGCCCAUUAGCAGCAGGUUACCCACUGGGUCCUGUCAGCCCAUUCUCUCAUGCAAGGUGAUGUUACUUGGAGCAAAAGCUGGACACGUCUUCACUCAGACAAUGUCUACCACCGAUACAACAGAGCAUUACCCCAUUACAAGAAGUGCCAAAGCUGUCAUAAGCGAUUACUAAGUGUAUCUUUGUAUUUUAUGUUGUUAUGUUUCUAAAAGAAUUGUUUUUUCCUUCUUGAUCAGUACAGUAAAUGUGAGAUGAUAUUGUAGUUUUGUCUGUAAAUAAAAAUCCAGUAAGGAAA
Molecule: messenger RNA, 10337 nt
Organism: Haliotis rubra (blacklip abalone)
Lineage: Eukaryota; Metazoa; Mollusca; Gastropoda; Lepetellida; Haliotidae
Product: ras GTPase-activating protein 3-like
Exons: 25
Coding region: 31-2472 (813 amino acids)
Biological process (GO): regulation of GTPase activity; intracellular signal transduction
Source: RefSeq, a predicted model, not a curated record